GAUGAGUUGGUCUACAGAACAUAAUCUAAAGAACCUGGUGUGAAAAUCAUGAAGAGUUCAAAUAUCCAACCUCUUGCACUAAUCCUUAUUUUUUUCAAUCUGUUUCACGGUUGUGUAGCAGCUUUAAACUGCUCCAGUCCAUCCCCCGAGUCCCUGUUUAAGGAGCUUGAAGACCAGUUAUUCCGUAAGAACCUCAUCCCACCUGUCGCAAACUUCUCAGAGCCGCUCAGAAUAACACUCAGCAUCACUGUGGUUGGGAUUUUAGGAGUGGAUGAAAAAGCCCAAACACUGACAACUUUUUUAUGGCAAGUUCUGGAGUGGAACAUACCAGGACUCAGCUGGGAUGAGCAGAAAUGUGGAACUGAAAGAGUCUCUGUACUUCGGGAAAAGCUUUGGGUUCCAGAUGUUCACAUCUCAGAGUUUAUGGAUGAGAACAAAUCUCCUCAAACUCCCUACGUUUACUUAAACAACACAGGUCAUGUUUAUGAUGAUAAACCCAUCAGAGUGGUCAGCUCCUGCAAGCUGGAAAUCUACAACUUUCCAUUUGAUAUCCAAUAUUGCACGUUGACGUUUGGGUCAUAUUUACACUUUGCUUCGGAAAUACAGAUGCUUCCUGGCAGGACAGGAGAAGAGACUCUAAGUGGAUCCAAAGGUGUGCUGGAAACAAACGGAGCGUGGGAACUCUCCGAAAUAAAAGUGUUUCCUUCCGAACUGGAGCUCGAUGUAGGAAGCUACUCUGAACUCAAGUUUCAGCUGGUCCUGCGCCGCAGACCAAUCCUUUACGUGGUGAACCUGCUGGUCCCCAGUUGCUUUCUCGUCACUGUGGAUCUCAUCAGCUUCCUGCUGCCUCCUCAGAGUGUGGACAGAGCCUCUUUCAAGAUGACCCUCAUCCUCGGCUACACCGUCUUCCUGCUCAUCAUGAACGACUUGCUGCCAGUCACAGGAGGCAGGACACCCCUGAUCAACGUGUUCUUCUCCAUCAGCCUGGCUCUGAUGGUGGCCAGCCUCCUGGAGACGGUCUUCAUCACCAACAUCCAGUUCAGCUCCAGCCAGUACAGUGCUGUGCCUCACUGGCUGAGCGUACUGGUGCUGCGUUAUCUCGCCAUUGUUGUUUGUUUGUCUCCAAAGAAGAGCAACAGAGUUACAGUCUGCCUCAACCCGUCUUACAAAGAUCCAACAGCAAACACAAACUCCGUCACCAUCUCAGGAAACCAGGACAUCUCAAAGGAACCACAACCAGUGAAAGCGUCCACCUCUCCUGCAGCUCCCCCAGAGCCGGCUCUGGAGGAGCUGAAGAAGCUAACCAGACAUCUCUCAGCCAUCCGUCUCCAGGUGGACAAACACUUCCAGGGGUCCAGAACCGCAGAAGAAUGGCAAAUGAUUGGAAUAGUAAUCGACCGUCUGCUGUUUUACUUGUACAUAGUCUUCAUCAUUGCGAGCUUCAUCACCAUUACAGGUAUCUGGAUCUGGAAUAAUACAUAUGCCCCAUAAGUUACAUCUGAAGGGAUAAAAAUACCAAGAGUUUAAUGUUUUUAUUUCUAUCAAAUCUGCUCAUUUCCAUAAAACCAAAUGAAACAGAGGUUACCUUUAUUUAAACUCAGUUACAUACAGUUAAGCUUCUCUUCAGGGAGAUUCUAUGUAGAGUGGUGAAAAAUUUUACAUUUUUUUAAUGAUUUUAUUCAUAGCAUUAAAAGGAUUAUAAUACUUUAUCUGAAGUAAUAAAAAAUUGAUUUUAUUUUUGUUCAUUUUUCUGAUUUUUUUUUUUUUUGCACCAAUGUACAUUUUGUUUGUAAGUCAUUAAAAGUAAUAGAUUACAAGAUUAGAAAA
Messenger RNA from Gambusia affinis (western mosquitofish), 1827 nucleotides. Its product is annotated as 5-hydroxytryptamine receptor 3A-like. Gene Ontology annotation, biological process: regulation of membrane potential; nervous system process; chemical synaptic transmission. The transcript has 9 exons. Lineage: Eukaryota; Metazoa; Chordata; Actinopteri; Cyprinodontiformes; Poeciliidae. Bases 49 to 1491 code for a protein of 480 amino acids. The record is from RefSeq and is a predicted model, not a curated record. Gene Ontology annotation, cellular component: neuron projection; synapse; postsynaptic membrane. Gene Ontology annotation, molecular function: transmembrane signaling receptor activity; neurotransmitter receptor activity; extracellular ligand-gated monoatomic ion channel activity.